AUGGGGCUGGGAAAGAGAACAGUCCCCGUUUCUGUAUCAGUCCAAGACAAAGCCCAGCUGUUUUCUAGACACUGCCAGGUAAGGCAGGCAGGUAGUGACGUGAAAAUUCUGUGCCGGCUUCCUGGGGACUGCCCACCAUGCAGUCAGUGGCUGAUGAAUUUCUGGGUCCUCUGGGGCAUCUGCAAACCCUACCGUGGCUUUCACCCUGCCCCUGGGUACCUUCGCUGCCAGCCUUUAUCAGGGGUUGGAGCCCCGAGAUGGAAUGACUACAGUGUACCCGAGGAAUUUAACUUUGCAAGUGAUGUCCUAGACUACUGGACUCAAAUGGAGAAGGAGGGCAAGAGAGGUCCAAACCCAGCCCUGUGGUGGGUGAAUAACCAAGGGGAUGAACUGAAGUGGAGUUUCAGAGAGUUGACAGACCUAUCCCGCCAUGCAGCCAAUGUCUUCACCCAGACCUGUGGCCUGCAGCAGGGAGACCGUCUAGCCUUGAUUCUGCCUUGAGUGCCUGAGUGGUGGCUGGUGGCCAUAGGCUGCAUCCGAGCAGGAAUAAUCUUCAUGCCAGGAACCAUCCAGUUGAAGGCCAAGGACAUUCUCUACCGAUGACAAGUGUCCAAAGCCAAGGGCAUCGUGACCACAGAUACCCUUGCCUCAGAGGUGGGUUCUUUAGCUUCCGAGUGUCCUACUCUGAAAACAAGGCUCCUGGUGUCUGACCAUAGCCAUCAAGGGUGGCUGGACUUAAUGAUCAUUGAUUGUCUCGGGUUCCCUACUCCGGAGCACUGCAGUGCUGGCAGGGAGGCUCUGCUGCCGGAGGAUCAAGAGCAGUGGAGACAACGGACAGGUCUUCUGCUCUACGAGGUCUACGGACAGUCAGAAACAGGUGGCAACCACAGGCAGCCAGGAGCUGGCCCCAGAAGUUCAUUUCUGGAUGCUCAUGUGGACAGCACACAGGGAGUAAGUUGUGUCACUCUCCGUGGAAUGAAGAUCAAUCGGGUUCCAUCGGGAAAGGCAUCCCCUCCUUUGACGGUGGGAUUCACAGGCCUGUUGCUCCAGGUCAUUGACGACAAGGGCAACAGCCUGCCGUUCAACACUGAAGGCAACAUUGGCAUCAGGAUGAAGCCCACCAAGCCCAUUGGCCUCUUCAUGGGCUAUGAAGACAACCCAGUAAAGACAGCCAAAGUGGAGUGUGGGGACUUUUACAACUCUGGACAUAGAGCAACUAUGGAUGAAGAGGGCUACAUCUGGUUCCUGGGGAGGAACGAUGACAUCAUCAAUGCCUCUGGGUACCGCAUCGGGCCCGCAGAGGUGGAGAACGCCCUGGCCGAACACCCGGCUGUGGCUGAAUCAGCUCUGGUGAGCAGCCUGGACCCAAUGCGAAGGGAGGUGGUGAAGGCAUUUAUUGUCCUGACCCCGGAAUUCCUCUCCCAUGACCGGGACCAGCUCACCAAGGAGCUGCAGCAGCAUGUGAAGUCAGUGCCAGCCCCGUAUAAGUACCCCAGGAAGGUGGAAUUUGUCUCAGAGCUGCCCCAAACCGUCACUGGCGAGAUUAAAAGAAGUGACCUUCGGAAAAAGGAGUUUGGUCAGAUAUAAUCAGCAAAACCCUCAGAAACCACUGUGUCUUCUUCGCCAAAUCCCUGGCUGCCUCAGUUUCCUCACUAUGGGGAGGGUGAGGAGGGGAGUGUUGGACAUUGAUUUUAAGAGCAUCAGGAGUGCUCACAUUCCAGCAUUUUUGUCCUUUUAAAUUACUGUCCGUUACUCUCCUGCUUCCAAGUCCCCGAGUGAGAGCCCAGGAUGUGGCUGGGGUAAUAAACGGACAUGAGCAUCCAAGGGGA
Molecule: messenger RNA, 1829 nt
Organism: Leptonychotes weddellii (Weddell seal)
Lineage: Eukaryota; Metazoa; Chordata; Mammalia; Carnivora; Phocidae
Source: RefSeq, a predicted model, not a curated record